CUCAACGAACCACUAGGCUCGGACCGAGGAACGCGCGGUAUAUAAAACAAAUUUGCCUCUUUAUCUAUCGAUUCCGUUACUUGGGCUCAUUGGAGGAAAUCGGAGAAUGGAGGAGGAAAAGCUAGAAAUCGUCGGACCAUUGGAGGAGCCGUUGAUGGGAAACAUCGUACCAGAGAAGAUCAACGGCUUGGAUUCGCUUUCUUCAUCAGAUACUGAUAGCGAGAAACCAGAUUCUCCCGUUCCGAUCAAUGCUCCGAUCUACCGGAUGUUUGGAAGAGAACGACCAAUUCACAUGGUUCUCGGCGGAGGUAAACCUGCUGAUGUGAUACUGUGGAGAGACAAGAAGGUCACCUUAGGAUUACUCAGUGUAGUAACUGUGAUUUGGCUUUUGUUUGGAUUUUGUGGUUGUCGUCUUCUCACAUCCAUUUGUCGUGGCUCGAUCCUCUUUCUGCUUCUAUCAUUCCUCUGGUCCAAUGCCCUCAACAAAUCUCCAGAGAACAUAAUGGAGAUUUAUAUCCCCGAGAAGCCAUUACUCCAAGCUGCUUCUGCGAUGACCUUUGAGCUUAACUGUGCUUUUGCAACCUUAAGGAGCAUUGCUUUAGAGAGAGACAUCAAGAACUUUGUUAUGGCACUCAUUGGACUUUGGCUUGUAUCGAUCAUCGGAAACUGGUUCAGCUUCUUGUCAUUGCUCUACAUCUGUUUUGUACUGAUUCACACGGUGCCAAUGCUUUAUGAGAAGUACGAAGAUGAGAUUGAUCCCAUUGCAGAGAAGGCUAUGAUUGAGAUGAAGAAGCAAUACCAAGUUUUUGAAGCCAAGGUUUUUAAGUAAGAUCCCUCAUUAGCCAAACUACUCAGAAAAUCGAAAUUGAAUUAGAUUCGCUUACUUAGUUUAGUUCAUUCAUUUAUUUUUUCCUUUUCUUUGGGGGUCCAAACCGUUUCGAGUCAUUCCUCUGUUCAUGUGAUUUUGGUUACUUCCUACUCAAGCCAUCUAAACUUUUGUGGAUACUACAAAAUAGGCUGGACCAUGAAAAUAAUUUCUAAAACUCUC
Molecule: messenger RNA, 1048 nt
Organism: Arabidopsis lyrata subsp. lyrata
Lineage: Eukaryota; Viridiplantae; Streptophyta; Magnoliopsida; Brassicales; Brassicaceae
Product: reticulon-like protein B7
Exons: 5
Coding region: 107-829 (240 amino acids)
Source: RefSeq, a predicted model, not a curated record